Messenger RNA from Papaver somniferum (opium poppy), 1391 nucleotides. Its product is annotated as ER membrane protein complex subunit 2-A-like. Gene Ontology annotation, cellular component: EMC complex. The transcript has 9 exons. Gene Ontology annotation, molecular function: protein binding. NCBI's taxonomy places the organism in Eukaryota, Viridiplantae, Streptophyta, Magnoliopsida, Ranunculales, Papaveraceae. Bases 192 to 1094 code for a protein of 300 amino acids. The record is from RefSeq and is a predicted model, not a curated record. Gene Ontology annotation, biological process: protein folding in endoplasmic reticulum.
AAAACUCCGCGAGUCAAUUCCACAUCUCGACCCUUCUUCUUCUUCUUCUUCUUCUUCCUUAGAGAGAUCCAUCACAAAGCCGUCUCGAGAGAGAAGGAGAGAAUUAAUAGAAGAUUCCUUGACUCCCAUCUAGAUCCUCUCUUUCUUCGCAGUCAAGAAUUUGGGUUUUCUGAAUUUCGAUUUAGAGAGAGAUGGUAGGAGCAACAGAAGAAGUGGAGUUAAAUAGGCUUGAAAAUCAAGUUGAUAAUGGUGGUGGUGGUGGUUGGGAAUAUCUUUGUCUUGUUAGAAAACUCAAGGUUAGGCGUUCUGAUAAGGUUUUGAAACAUGGGUUAUCAAUCUUAAAUGAUUCUAAGAAGCGAUCCAAACUUGGUGGAGAAGAGUGGACUCUUUACGAGCAGGUGGCAAUCGCAGCUAUGGACUGCCAAAGAACUGAUAUUGCAAUGGAUUGUGUAAAGGUUCUACAAAAGAAAUUCCCUGAAAGCUUGAGAGUUGGCAGGCUAGAAGGUAUGUUGGUAGAAGCAAAGGGUUCAUAUGAAGAUGCAGAUAAUAUUUAUGAAGGCCUUCUAGAGGAUAACCCGCUUGAUCAAGUGAUUCACAAGAGGAGAAUUGCCAUGUCGAAAGCACAAGGGAAUAUCUCAGAAGCUAUCACCCGACUGAAUAAGUAUCUGGAAAUAUUUAUGGCAGAUCAUGAUGCUUGGAGAGAACUUGCUGAAAUCUAUGUUUCACUACAAAUGUAUAAGCAAGCAGCUUUCUGUUACGAGGAGUUGAUAUUAUGUCAACCCACAGUUCCUUUGUACCAUCUAGCAUAUGCCGAUGUACUUUACACAAUUGGGGGUCUAGAGAAUCUUCAAAAUGCUAAAAAAUACUAUGCUUCUACCAUAGACUUGACCGGAGGAAAGAACACCAGAGCACUUUAUGGUAUCUGCUUGAGUAGCUCUGCCAUUGGGCAGCUGACAAAAGGCUGUAACAAGGAAGAGAAAGAAGGGACAGAGCUGCAAUCUCUGGCUGCAACAGCCUUGGAGAAAGACUACAAGAAGAGAUCUUCCAACAAGCUUCCUCUGCUUACUGCCACCCUAAAAAAUUUGAAGCUUUAAUCAUCUUGAUUGUGUUACAUCUUCCAGAUUUAUAAUUUGGUAAACCAACAUCUGCGAAACUGCACGCAGUUGUCCAAAUUGGUUGUAGAUCAACUGAAACCAAUUUUCGAGUAUUCUACUCUUUUCUUUUAUUCUCUUCUAAUUCAUAUCAGUUUGUGCUGUAAUUUUUCAGAUAGUAUUUUAGGAUAACUAUGGAAGGUUCUUUUCCAGCUUAAUCUUUUUUCCCUUUCAAUUUCCUCUGUGAAAGAAUAGAUUAUUUGACAUUUUUAAAUGAGAAAGUGGUGAAUUGAAAGUCCA